CCCGCGAGUGCAGCCGGGCGGGGAGGCUACGCGUGCCCUGCGGGCCGAGCUCGCCGCGCUCCAUGCUGCGCCCGCCGCCCGGGCCCUGACGCCGUGCCGGGACCCAUGCCCUGCGCGCCCCGGGGACUGAGGCUGGGCGGCUGCGGGGCGCCCAUGGAGCGCCACUCCAGCUACCUCUUCGUGUGGCUGCAGCUGGAGCUGUGCGCCAUGGCCGUGCUGCUCACCAGAGGAGAAAUUCGAUGCUACUGCGAUGCCGCUCACUGCGUGGCGACUGGGUAUAUGUGUAAGUCUGAGCUCAGCGCCUGCUUCUCCAAACUUCUUGAUCCUCAGAACACCAACUCCCCACUCACCCAUGGCUGCCUGGACUCUCUCAGCAGCACAGCAGAUGUCUGCCAAGCCACACAGGCCCGGAACCACUCGGGCAGCUCUGUGCCCUCCCUGGAGUGCUGUCACGAAGACAUGUGCAACUACAGGGGCCUGCAGGACGUGCUCUCCCCGGCCCGGGGGGAGGCCUCAGGACAAGGAAACAGGUACCAGCACGACGGGAGCAGAAACCUGAUCACCAAGGUGCAGGAGCUGACUUCCUCCAAAGAGCUGUGGUUCCGGGCAGCAGUGAUCGCUGUUCCCAUUGCUGGUGGGCUGAUUUUAGUAUUGCUUAUUAUGCUGGCCCUGAGGAUGCUCCGAAGUGAGAACAAGCGGCUGCAGGACCAGCGACAGCAAAUGCUGUCUCGUUUGCACUACAGCUUUCACGGACACCAUUCCAAAAAAGGGCAGGUGGCCAAGUUAGACCUGGAGUGCAUGGUGCCGGUGAGCGGGCACGAGAACUGCUGCCUGACUUGUGAUAAGAUGCGACAAGCAGACCUCAGCAACGAUAAGAUCCUCUCCCUGGUUCACUGGGGCAUGUACAGUGGUCACGGGAAGCUGGAAUUCGUAUGAUGGAGUCUUAUCUGCUCGAAACUUCCCGACGCUUGAAGGCCUUGCAUUCUGCUGGUCAGGAGCACUUUAUCUGGAGACACCGACUCAUCCAGUCACCCUCGAGAGGCCAGGUGACCUCUGCAGACAGAGUCUUGGGAUUUCUUCUGAAGGAUUAUUUGCACAGACUCGAGUACAGUCAAAUGUAUUAUUUGCUUUAAAAUUAUAAAAAGCAAAGCAGAGACUAUGUACACGCUGUUACCAGGGGUAUUUGCGUCCAGAGGAGCGGUGGUCGAGUACCUAAAUAAACUAACUGUGCGCUGUGUAAGCUCCUACAUCUUGAUCCGUUGUAAAGAUUUUUAAAAUAUAUAUAUAUAUAUUUUUUGUCUGAAAUUUAGUGGUGUCUUUCGUAAAUUAAAAACCAAAGUUGGGGGAGGUAAGCAGGGCCUGUAGCCCCGUGGUGGAGCAUUUGCCUGGUACACAGGGGCCCUGGGUUUCAUCCUUAGGACCGUGAAACAGAAAGCUGUGGGAAGGCUGAGAGAACACACUAAACAGUGUUCUUUUUAAUCACAAGACCAAUAUCUUGUUUAUUCUCAUGGUGUAAUUUUCUUACAGUGUAGGCUACAUUACCUACAUGUUUGUGUAAAGCUGAUCUGGAUUUACCUUUCUUCUAAGAGUCAUGAUUUGCUGCCGGGAUUAAGCCCAGGCCUGGUACGUGCUAAGCACACUCUACCACUGAGUGCACGCCCAGUCCUACUUAUUGAUCCCCAGUCAGAUACGAUUGGUGACUUUCUGAAGUUGCCGCAACAAAGGUAAUGUUUCCUAGCUUGAUCUAUUUGCUUUGCAAUAUCUUUUUAAAAUGUGUCCCCCUCCAUCCUAACAAAAAAAUACUUCUUAGUGAAGUUAGCUACUGUCUGCUUUUACAAUUAAUUUACUCUCAUUGUCUUGAACCAUUUUUUCCCAGAGCUGAGGACUGAACCCAGGGCUUUUGCACCAAACUAUCCCUAGUCCUUUUUUCAUUUUUUUGUUUUCAGACAGGGUCUCCCUAAGUUACUAAGUUGCCCAGGCUGGGCUUGAACUUGAUCUUCCACCCCAGUGUACCAGAGUGCUAGGAUUCUAGAUGUACACACCACGUCUGGCUUUUGAAUUAAGUAUUGUGACUCUGAAAUUAACCAAACUUUACUGACAAUGUUCCUGGUUUUCAAACUUUGUUCUUCAACACUGUUAGACGUUUUUUCCCUCUAACUUUUCUCAGUCUUUCGAAAUAUUUUAAGUAGUGAACAUCAUAUGCCUAGUAGCAACACAGUGCUGCUAGACUUCUUGCCCCCAAAUGACCCACUUAUUAAUAUAACCAACUGGAAUAUGGGCUUUGGCCAGUGACUAAUGCAGGUAAGGAGGAUAGGUAUUUCUGUUUGGUAACAUGGCCCAGCCGAACUUAAACCUAUUCUGUAUUUGGGAAUCCCGCCCCCGCCAUGAAUCUUUGUUAUCUUAAAUGUGAGAGUAAUUUGCUAUGGUGGGUUGUUUUUUCAAUUCUUUUGUAUAGUUGAAAGUUUUACUUAAAAAGUAACAUAGAGCUGGACUGGUGAAUUAGCUCAGAGGUACUGCACUUGCCUCAAGCACAAGGUCCUGAGUUCGAUCCCCAGCACUGAAAAAAAAAAGUGAACAUAUAGCCUGCAUAUUCGAGAAUGAAGUUUUUCUUGUAUUAACCCUAAAAACAUUUUUGCAUACUUUCACGAGACUUUUAUGGGAAGCAUAACUUGGGUUCCAUAAGGAGACAGGACCAUGGGAGAAUCUUGAAUGGAAAUGCCUAGUACAAAAAUGAGAAUCUACAUAAUUUGAACAGUUAAUAGACCACUGCCCCAAGUUAGGAAAUGGAAUAAAUGCACAUUUUAAUAAA
This is a messenger RNA of Heterocephalus glaber (naked mole-rat), 2809 nucleotides long. It is a transcript of the gene Bambi, whose product is annotated as BMP and activin membrane bound inhibitor. Gene Ontology annotation, biological process: transforming growth factor beta receptor signaling pathway; positive regulation of canonical Wnt signaling pathway; negative regulation of transforming growth factor beta receptor signaling pathway. NCBI's taxonomy places the organism in Eukaryota, Metazoa, Chordata, Mammalia, Rodentia, Bathyergidae. The record is from RefSeq and is a predicted model, not a curated record. Gene Ontology annotation, molecular function: frizzled binding.